This is a messenger RNA of Osmia lignaria (orchard mason bee), 1599 nucleotides long. It is a transcript of the gene TTLL1B, whose product is annotated as Tubulin tyrosine ligase-like 1B. Gene Ontology annotation, cellular component: ciliary basal body. Gene Ontology annotation, biological process: protein polyglutamylation; microtubule cytoskeleton organization. Lineage: Eukaryota; Metazoa; Arthropoda; Insecta; Hymenoptera; Megachilidae. The record is from RefSeq and is a predicted model, not a curated record. Gene Ontology annotation, molecular function: metal ion binding; tubulin-glutamic acid ligase activity; ATP binding.
CACAAUCGCAGACUUCUUACCAGGCGAGAGACCACUGCGUUUCUGGCACAUCGGUCGCUCUCCGGGUAAAGAAUGAAAGACAAGUACCUGCCUAAGUCCGUGUCGUAAACACACUUGAAACGAUUCUAUUAUGUUUUUUCCCACAAACAUAAGGCAUGCAAGUCAAACCCUACUCUGUCAGGAAAUAACCAAAUAUAUUCUUUGUUUCUAACAAGAUCAAUUUUCUAUUAAAUUAUUUAUUAACAAAGGCUGUCUACAGUGAUCAAGAUUAUGUUCGAUUUCGGAUAGUGAAAAUAUCGCAACGCUAAUAACUAUGGCAAAAAGAAUAUCCACAAUUGGAGCAGACAAGACAAAAGUCACAUUUUGCACGGACGUGGACAAAUCCGUGAUAGUGCAUAAUUUUGAGAAGAGAGGAUGGGUUCAAGUUGGUCCAGAAGACGAUUGGAACUUCUAUUGGGCAGCUACUCAAUCUUGCAGAAAUAUAUUCAGCGUCGAAACGGGAUACAGAAUGGAUGAUAAACAAAUAAUUAAUCACUUUCCAAAUCACUAUGAACUAACGAGAAAAGAUCUGCUGGUGAAGAACAUAAAACGGUACCGGAAGGAGUUGGAGCGUGAAGGUAAUCCGCUUGCGGAAAGAGGCGACGGCCCGGGAAAAUAUCUUUAUCUUGAUUUCAUUCCAGUAACAUUUGUCUUACCAGCAGAUUACAAUAUGUUCGUAGAGGAAUACAGGAAGUCGCCUCAAAGUACAUGGAUCAUGAAACCGUGCGGCAAAUCGCAGGGUGCAGGGAUAUUUCUAAUCAAUAAAUUAAGUAAAUUAAAGAGAUGGUCUCGCGAGGCGAAAAACCCGUUUAAUCCUAAUCUGACGAAGGAAUCAUACGUUAUAUCUAGGUAUAUUGAUAAUCCAUUGUUAAUUGGAGGCAAGAAAUUCGAUCUCCGAUUAUACGUUCUCAUUACCUCCUUUCGUCCAUUAAAAGCCUACCUCUUCAAGCUCGGAUUUUGCCGCUUUUGUACAGUCAAAUAUGACACUAGCAUACAAGAGCUGGAUAACAUGUACGUGCAUCUUACCAACGUAUCCGUUCAAAAGCAUGGCGAAGAAUAUAACAGUAAACAUGGAGGUAAAUUGAGUGUACAUAAUUUGAGACUGUAUCUGGAAAGCACCCGUGGAAAAGCGGUUACAGGAAAGCUGUUCGCGAACAUCACAUGGUGCAUCGUGCACUCUUUGAAAGCAGUUACUCCAGUUAUGGCGACCGAUCGACAUUGCUUCGAGUGUUAUGGCUACGAUAUCAUCAUUGAUAACGAUCUGAAGCCAUGGCUUGUAGAGGUAAAUGCAUCUCCCUCAUUGACCUCCACUACGGUGAACGAUCGAAUAUUGAAGUACAAACUGAUCGACAACAUAAUUUCAAUUGUUGUACCACCUGAUGGUGUUCCAGAUGUAAAAUGGAACAAGUGUCCACCAGCUGAGGCAUUGGGAAAUUUCGAGCUUCUCUUGGACGAAGAAUUAUGUUCUCAAGAAGAGAAAGAGUAUUCGUCCGGCAAAUAUCGAAGUUCUUCCAGCAAAUGGAAAUAAACGAUGGACAAUGAAUUUAAUUUAUUAAUUAU